Messenger RNA from Trichobilharzia szidati, 6721 nucleotides. The record is from the annotation of a GenBank genome assembly. NCBI's taxonomy places the organism in Eukaryota, Metazoa, Platyhelminthes, Trematoda, Strigeidida, Schistosomatidae.
AAUCCCAUCUGUUCAUUGUGAAAGCUAUGGUGAAUUUCUGACCAAAAUACCUAUUUGUGUUCUGCGUGUGUAUUUCUAAUCACACACACACACACACAUCUAAACGUAUAUAGACAGGCGGAAAAUGUCAGACAGUCGGUGUACUUUUACUGGCAAUCAAAAGGCGAAGUGUUGUAAUGUUUCAUCAUGGAUAAGAAGUAAAAUUAAAGAUGAAGGUGUACAAGCACGAAAUAUAAUCAAAUAUAGUGUACCUGUUGAUAAUCCUAGUCCUUCUAAACGUCAAACACGAAAAUGUGAUUUCAGUCUGUCUUCAUCUGAAAUUGUUCCAAAGAUGAUGGCUGAUGAUACAGAGAAUGACAGAAUGACCUCGGCAAGUAUUGUAUCUUCACAUAAAGAAGGUGGAAGUCGUCGGUCAUCCUUAUCUUCUAUUGUCGACAUUCCGGAAAUCAUAAACAAUAGAAUUAGUCUGUAUACGAAUAAAUUUCAUGAAGAACAUUCAAAGUCUGAUGCACAUUCUGUCAGUUUAAUAUCAAACACCAACUCGAAAACUGUUUGCCCAGCACAAUCUCGUCAUUGUCGGCGGCUUACUUCAACAACAAAACCAACAACAGCUCUAUUAUAUAGGAAACCUCUCACUGAAAGUGAAUAUAAAGCACGUUAUUGGGGUCAAAUGUUAGAUACUUUAAGGCGAACUAUAGAUGAAAUCUAUUCAGCGUGUGAAACUGACGAGAAUGAAGUGGAAUGCAAGGAAGUUAUCAUGAUCCUGGAACACAGUAAACAAGACUUUUUCUCAUUAAUUGAAAAAAUGAAUUUACUACGGGAUUAUGAACAAGCUGAUGAACAAAAUAAACCAAAUUCUCUUGCAUGGGAUGAACGUACUACCCUACCAGGAAAACCAAUUAUGUGUCAAGUUCUUGCCUCCACUGCAUUCGCCUCAGUCAAAAAACCAUCAUAUGCAUCAAUUCCAUCGUUCAGUAAUAAAUCAGAUAGCAGUGUCAUGGAGAUUGUAGAUUGUAGUGAUUCUGAAUUCUUCGAUGGGAAUGAUAGAUCUGGUAGCAAUUCUUGUAUAUCAGAUAGGAGAUGUCAAUUGCUUAACGCAAAAAAGAACAACAGUAGUAAUAAUCGUAAUAGUAAUAGUAAUAAUAAUAAUAAUCCUAAUGGAGAAGAAGACGAAGAUAAUGAAGAAGAAGAACCUAGUAGUCUUUCUCAGCCUUCUAUGAUACCUUCUCUUCCAAACGAUUAUGAAUCAUGUAAACGAGUUGGCGCCAAACGAAUUCAUUGUAAUUCAGAGUUACAGCAAACUACUACUUACAAUAAUAGUAGUAGUGGUGGCAGAGAUAAAUUCAAAUUAUGUUCUACAGGUCUAGACAAUCAAGCGUGUCAUGAUAACGAUGGUGAUGAAGAGGAAGUUGACGCGUACACUGCUGAUUUAUCUAUGUGUAGAACUACUGAUGAAAAUGAUACUGUCGACAUAGAACAUGAUCAUCACCGUCAUCAUGAUCAUCAGGGAGAGGAUAUGACUAGAUAUACAUAUUUAGUUGAUGAUGAUGUUGACGAUGAAUACGCUGAUCAAGAGGAUAAUACACUGUCACGUGAUUUAGAAAAGCUGGACAAGGCUAUUGAACAUGUCACUACUGCUGAACGUGUACUGUCACACCAGUUAGACAGAGCUCAGUUAGCCGAGGCUGCUCUUCGUAGACGAUUAAUUGAAGAAGAAGAGGAGAAGGCGGCAUUUGUCCAAUCCACUGGUUAUAAUCAGUCUUGGUAUCUUCAUAGACAUUGGCAUAAAAAUGGGGGUGGUAAUAGUAAUAAUACUAAUAAUAAUAAUAACAACAAUAAUAGUAGUAGUAAUAAAAGUUUCAUCAAACCUGCACAUAAUCAAAGUCAUCACCUCAAGUCAGGGGAUAUUCAUCGUCCAUGUAAUACUACCGAUGAAUUAGGCAUUGAUACAGACGCGGAUGUAGUAGAUAUCGACAGUGUUACACUGGAUGACGAUGAUGUUGACGAGGUUGAUGAGUCAGAAAAACUGAUUGUUAAUACUACUACUACUACUAACACAAGUGUUACAAAUCAUCAACCCUUGAAUUCUGCUGCUACUGCUGCUGCUGAUACUAUUCAACCUGGAUCAAAUAUUGAUCUAGUUAAAAAAACAACUAUCAAUGCUGAUUCUGAGAGGAAACAUCCGCCCUGUUGUAAUUGUCAUUGUCAUAACCAGAAUAAUAAUAACGAUAUCUCCAACAGUCAGUGUAAUAAUGUGACUAGUGAAAAUAAGACUACCGUUGAACAGGUUCCAAAAAAAUCCACCUCUCAAAAUUGUUACCUUUCUAAGCCUAAUUCAUCACAAUCUCAGUAUUUAACGAACAACAAGACUACAACAACCACUGCUCAUAAAUCAGAUAUUCCUCUAACUGAUAUGCAGAUAAAUCAAUCGGAAUUCAAUGCGGAUGAGUAUGGCUACCAAAAGAGUUAUGCGAAAAGUGAAGUAUACAACGGUCAGUAUUUUACUUCAGUAAAAUCAGAACAAUCAAAUUUCGUUGAUUCACUACCAGAAAUGAAAUGUCAACAAGACCCCUGUGAUGCAACAACCAAUAUACAACGAGAAAAUGAUCCCUUUAUAAAAUGCCUGCUGGAGUUAACAAAUCCAGUGAAGCUUGACGACCGUAGAUCUCCACAUAUUCGUGCUUCAAAUGAUGAAUCCGUUUCUGUGUCAGCAUCAGCUCAUUAUUCAUUGCCAACUGUUGCCUCGGAUGGUAGUAUUUGUCAACAAGGUGUACUGCUGAUUCCAAAGACGGAGGUGAAAUCACGUACACCUGGUCAUGGCGUUCAUAUGCACGAGAAACUUUCUGCUCGUUCAAAAAAGCGGACUGCAAAUUCUAUAGAAGAGAUUGAAGAAAAACAAGAUCGUGCUAGAGUAUUACGUCAGCAACAUCUUCUUGAAAGAACAGAACGUGUACACGAACUAAGCAAAAAGGUGGAUGAAGUUCAUCUACAAAAACGACUCCUGUUACAUCAACGUCGUUUUUGCCUAGAAAGACGUUUACACGCUGCUGAGCGUAAACGUCAAGCUGAAUUAACUCGUCGUGUACUUAAAGCGCAUGAUGAACAGACGAAAUUGAAAGAGAUUGCAUUUAUACAAACUCUUGAAGCAGAACAGAAGCAGUAUAGCAUUUUAACUAAACAUGAAGAAAGUCGUGCACGUUUAAAUGAAUUGGCAAUUGAACGUCAAAAACGUACUGAAGAAAAACAAGGCAGAGAAGAAGCUGCUAAGAUUCGUCGAAGAGCUUUAGAAGCAUCACGUCGAGCUAGAAUGGAUGCUCUGCAAGCUAGAUGGAAAACUCGAGCUCAACAGUUAGCCUCACGUGCUGAAUUAAUGGAACAUUCACGUAGAGCUGCUGCUCGUGCUAAAGAACAAUAUCGUGAAAUAAGAAUGGCUAACUUAGAAGAACAACAACGUGCGCAUAUUGAACAAUUGCGUUCCAAAAUUCAACGUAAACAAGCAGAAUCUGAACGACGUCAUCAAGAAUCCCUACGAGAAAUCAGUCGUAAAGCUUUUGAAAUGUCAGUUCUUACGCAUACUGGUGAUGAUUCACUUACUGUCCCAGGAAUUGAACCAUAUCCAAUACAAAAGUGGUGUAAAGCAUGUCAAGUUAUGAUUGUUUCUGAAGUAUCGUUGAAAAGUCAUUUACACGGAAAACGUCAUCAGAAUGCUAUCAUGGAAGCUGCACAAAAUCGUCCUGUUGGAAGAUCCGAGUUGGAAGCAUUCAACUUAUCUCAUCUUGUUGAUGCACCUACUGAAAUGUCACAUCCUUACAAUGAUAUACAACAAGAACGAUUAAGAUUGCGUAGAAAACGUACUAGAAAAUUGAGACAAAAAAUGAAUCAAAGAGGUUUAUUGUUUUUGAAAGAAAUUGAACAGAUGAAAAUUCCUCUACCUGAUUCUCCAUAUAAACCUCAGCUGGUGAAAUUAAUCAAAGAUGCACGACGUUUUCUGAAUCUUCCUGAUUCUGGUCCAUGGGUUAUUACACGUGUUCAAGCAAUGGAAAAAAGCCUGAAUGCAUUGUUACGAUAUCUUUGUAAUACUCAGUCUAAGGCAAAUCCAAAUUUCUCGAAUAAAAAUGAACAACGUAAACCGUCUAUAUCAGAUAAUUCAUCAGAUCGACAAGUUUGCAUUCUCAGUGGUUUAUUAUCUGUACUAACAAGUCUUAUUGGUUUAAUCAGAGAACAGAAACCAUCAUCGACUCAAUUGGUACCAGAAAAGACUUAUAAAAUUGCUUGUCACCUGUUACAAGCCUUAUGCUAUUCAAAUACAGAUGGCUACAUUCGUAUGCUAUUGACCAAUGAUGUUUCAGUACUUGUUGAUUGUCUUGUUGUUCGAUUCUCGGUGUGUAUUCCAAGCAAUCGAUAUUUUAACGCUAACAACUUCUCGUCAACAUCAGAAGUGAAUACUACUCCCCCCACAGAUCAAUCAGAUCAUCAUGAUUCAUCAUAUUUUCAUUGUUAUUCUGGUAAUUCGUGUACAUUGGAUUUAUUAAACUUUUUAACUAACCUACUGAAUGGGUUAUGUGAGUUAAAUUUAUCCUCCUCCUCCUCUAAUAAUAUGGACAAUAAUACAAGUAGUUCAACAACUAUACGAGAUUCUACUCAUACCACUCCAACGUCUUCUUCUCCUGCUGUCACUAGAAGUACUACUCCAUCUACUCUGAAUAAUUCUGUACAUAGUCUUCACAAUUCUUCAAGUAUUCAUGAAUCUGGGAAACACUUCAAAGUUGACUGUCAACGAGUUCAAGAUUUUCUCAGUUACAUUGUUAGCAGUGGCCUAGUUGAUUUACUGUCAACACGAUUAUCAAAUCCAAAACAAGCCAGUUGGUUAUUAGUGAAUAAUAAUAACAACAAUAAUAACAUUGGCAAUUCUGGACGGCCUGGAUCAGCUUCCAAUCAAUUUGUUGAACAUUGUCAACAUUUUGUCCUAAGCAGUAUUGCCUUUCUAACAAGUCUAACACGUUUGUUAACUAUAGUCUCAGGGGAACAAUUAAAAUAUAAUCAACAUCAUCACCCUCACAACAACAGCAACAAUCAGACAGAUGGUUGUUAUUCUCUAAGUUUAGUCAGCUCAGAAUCAAUUGAUCCUGUUGUUGCUGUUGUUGUACAGUCGUCGUCAGUUGAAGAGGGCAGCUCUCAGACGAAGACUUCAUCAAGCAGUAAUAAUAAUAAUAAUACAACUAGAAGAUGUUCUACCUCAUCAUGUGAUACAACUUAUGCGAACAGUUGUAAAAUAAUGUCGAAUAGCCAAUCGAACAAUCAUCAAUCAGUGAAUGAUCCAACAAAAUUAUUAGAAACUGUUAGUACUACUGAAGUCUUUGGCUUGGUACCGCUACUCUAUUGUCUUCUACUUGAUCCAAAUAGUCGACCAAUUGAUACUGGAUCAGUGGGUAAUGAUACAAAUAGUCCGCUGCCAUCAUCAUCAUCAUCAACAACAAAACAGUCUAAUAAAACGAAACAACUUCGGCAUAAUAAUUCACAAAAAGAAGUUGAAUCUUUAGGCAGUACAAAGUCGACAGCAUUUGGUGUGAUGAAUACUCCUCCUAGCGAAUCACCACCAUUUCGUAGUGAAGUGAUAGCAGAGAUUACAUUGAAUAUUUUAAAAUUAAUUAAUUCACUAUCAUCAUUACAUCAACGUACAAUGCAGUCUAUUCUCGGUGGUGAACUUAUAUGCCUUUUAAUGCGACAUAUAUUGGUCAAUCUGUUGACACGUUGUGUUUCUUCGCAAGUGAAUACAACAAGCAUUACUAAUAGUAGUAGUACACCUUCUAUGCUUCUACCUCGUUCUCCUACAUCAAUUCCACUACAGCCGCCUCCGCCUCCUCCUCAACAACAACAGCAACCACAACACCAGAAGUCCAAAGAACCAUCAUCAUCAUCCAAGCUGAAGCAUAAUUCAAAGCUAUCAACUAGAAAAUUGAAAAAGGCAGAGAUGAAUCCUUGUAUUGAUUCUGAUAAAGACAACGAUGAUGAUGAUGACGGUACAGCUGAUCUACUGCCAAGUGGUGCUAGAAAAGUUGUUGUUAAAAAGAAUUUAAAGCUAAAUCCUGUAAAUGAUAAUAGAUGUCAAACUGUUACAUCAUCAUCGUCGCCGUCAGAGAAAUCAUCAGCAUUUCCGCUUGUUUCAAAAUGGACUACAAAUUCUAACAGUUCAAUAUUCAAUAGCGUAGCUAAUAGUAACAAACAAUUAAAAGAAUACAACAGCUAUGGUGUCACAGAGAAUAUUCUACACGAGGCUAUCCUAUGCAUUGGUUAUUUGUGUGCAUUGAAUAUAGAGAAUCAAACUAACCUUCAGUGUGGUCCAUCACCGAAUCUAUUGCAACAUCUUUUAUCUUUACCAUUUGAAUAUUUUAGUCAUCAUCCGUUAACUGAUAUUCUCUAUCCAACAUUAAUUGCUUGCUGUUAUCAGCAUCCACAGAAUACGAGUAUACUGGAGACUGAGCUUAGUCCAACUAUUCUAGCCAAUUAUAUAGAAGAGAGUCUACUUGAGAAGAAAAUGGAUGCUUUGACAGAAGUGAACAAUAAGUCAAACAGUGGUCAAUGUUUAGAUAAAAGAUACAAUUUUGAACGACGAUUUUGUAUUUCAGAGUGGAAUUCUGCUAAAGCCUAUUUCACAAGAUGAGAUGAGCAAAUGCAAUUGUCUUACACUUAGAUUUUAUAUGAAAUGAUAUAUAUAAAGCUG